Mercenaria mercenaria is the source of this 2208-nucleotide messenger RNA. RefSeq lists its product as uncharacterized. The coding region runs from base 1 to 1566 and encodes 521 amino acids. The record is from RefSeq and is a predicted model, not a curated record. The transcript is spliced from 10 exons. NCBI's taxonomy places the organism in Eukaryota, Metazoa, Mollusca, Bivalvia, Venerida, Veneridae.
AUGACGCAGUGCCAUAUUUACCUGGGUAGCAUAACUGCCCUCAUCACUACUUAUGAAGCUGUUUUUACUAAAUUAUUAUACAUCAAAAUUGCAGACAUUGAUCAUGUUGCUGAUGGCAAUAGUAAACAAAGUGGAACAAAUAAUAUAUUGGUAUUAGAUACAGAGAGAAGUCAUGAAGAAUACGACUUUCUGGAUAAAAGGGGUAAGGGAACUACGACAUAUACAAGUGUAGCUACAGAUAAAAGUCAUCUUCGCAACACUGAAAUGCAAACAGAAAUCGAACCCACGAAGUAUGAUGAGAACAAGGACUUCGGUCAUGUUUCUGAUGGAAAUGGUAUUCAAAGCCGGACAAAUAAUAUAUUGGUAUCAGAUACAGAGAGAAGUCAUGAAGAACACGACUUUCUAGAUGAUAGGGGUAAGGGAACUACGACAUAUACAAGUGUAGUUACAGAUAAAAGUCAUCUUCCCAAUACUGAAAUGCAAACAGAAAUCGAACCCACGAAGUAUGAUGAGAACAAGGACUUCGGUCAUGUUGCUGAUGGAAAUGGUAUUCAAAGCAUAACAAAUAAUAUUUUGGUAUCAGAUACAGAGAGAAGUCAUGAAGAACACGACUUUCUGGAAAAUACUGGUAAGGGAACUAUGACAUGUACAAGUGUAGUAACAGAUAAAAGUCAUCUUCCCAAUACUGAAAUGCAAACAGAAAUCGAACCCACGAAGUAUGAUGAGAACAAGGACUUCGGUCAUGUUGCUGAUGGAAAUGGUAUUCAAAGCGGAACAAAUAAUAUUUUGGUAUCAGAUACAGAGAGAAGUCAUGAAGAACACGACUUUCUGGAAAAUACUGGAAGUACAAGCAAAUUCCUUAAACAUACGGAACCAUGCCCGAAUGUUCCAGAACCUUUUAAUUUGGAAAAUGACACUGUAGAAAGGGGAAUUCUGAUAGAGGAUGAGAAAAAUGUAACACAAACGAGAGAAAUUAAACACACAUCACUCGUAAUAGAUGGACAAGAUUGUACUGUAACAGACGAAAACGAAACAGAAGAGAGUGUUCGACCUAACACAUUAGUAUCACAACCAAAUUUUGUUUGUUCCCAUUCCGACUGUAUUUCUCAAACUGAAAUUCAAGACAAAGUUGUAAAAAUCCUGCAAGAACAAGGUUGCAAUCUGGUUACUGAAGGAAAUGGUCUUGAAUCAGAAGUGACAGAAUUAGAGAAAAUUCUGAAGGCGUGUAAAAGAAACAAUGAAAUGUACACCCAAAAGAGAAAGCUUCUUGAAAAUAUCAAAACAGAACAGAAACAAAUAGCAGCCUUAAAAGCUGCAAUAUCGGAUGGCGACAGUUUAGAAGAGAAAAGCGAGCAACAAUAUGUCGAUAGCCUGGAAGACAUGGUACAAUAUAUAGCUCCAGGAAGAUGUCGGAUGAGUUUGGAUUUUAGAGACAAGGAUGUCCCAGCUACUCUCUUACCAGCAAGUCUACGGAUUGAUCCAGGAAUUAAAAUGCCUGUUAAGCUGUAUGAUGUUGAGCAAGAUUUGAAAGACUCCACAUUUUAUUCUGAAUGCAAUUUUGAUUAAAUUUACAAAAUCUGCUGUUAAACUGAAUAAAAACAAAAAUACAAUACUUACACUCAACAAAAUUCCUAAUCGCUCACUUUUAUAUUGUAUUACUAUUUUAAUAAAACAUGUAUUUACACGAAAUUUCACAUACCGACAUUUGAAUAUGUACUAAAGCUAAUCAUUAUCCCCCGCCGAUGAAAUCGGGAGUGGGGUAUUGAAAUGGCGUUGUCCGUCCGUCCAUGCGUGCGUCCGUCCGCAGCCAUUUCUCAGUAACUAGCAGGUAGAAUUUCAUGAAACUUGAAAUAAACAUGAACCAACAUACUGCGAUGAUGCCCGUCAAGUUCUUUUUAAUUGGUCAAUUUUCCUUAGAGCUAUUGCCCUUUAUUUACUAAAAAAUGCCCCAAAAUGUCCGCCCGCAGCCAUUUCUCAGUAACUAGCUGGUAGAAUUGCAUGAAAUUUGAAAUAAAGAUGAGCCAACAUACUGUGAUGAUGCCCGUCAUUUUUUUUAAUUAUUAUUCAAUUUCCCUCAGAGUUAUUGCCCUUUAAUUGUUAAAAAAUCCACAGAUUUGUACAUAACAAACCAACCAAUGGGAAGAAUUUUAUUAAACUUCUUUCAUUUGUUUUCAUGAACGUUUAUUAUAAACAUGUGCAGAUGUUGCC